AUGGAGGGUAUGAAGAAGCUUCUGAUGAAAUUGGAAACUGAUCUUGCAGUCACUUCGGACGGGAAUGCAUAUAUUGUUGCAGCGAAUGGCUACUUGAAAGCUGACUUAAAAGAGGAGGCCGACUGGGCAAUUAUUUCCCCUGAACCGCCAGGUCCAUGCCAUGAGAUUAUCAGUUCAAUAAAAUUGACUGUAUUUCCUAAUGGAAGCAAGCACUCCUCAUCCUCCACAGAGCAAACUCGAUCUACAGCCGCAGGCUUAACUCUAGCAAGUUUAGGCAUUCCUCACAGCAUCGGAUAUGCAACUCUGGUGAACCUCGCAUCUCAAUAUGGUCUAUACACAAGCGUGGUUCCGCCUCUGGUUUAUGAUUUAAUGGGAAGCUCAAAAGAGAUAGCUGACUGGCGGGGAGUGGGAGUGUCCUCAGUGUGA
This is a messenger RNA of Vitis vinifera (wine grape), 426 nucleotides long. RefSeq names its product sulfate transporter 2.1-like. The record is from RefSeq and is a predicted model, not a curated record. The transcript has 2 exons. Lineage: Eukaryota; Viridiplantae; Streptophyta; Magnoliopsida; Vitales; Vitaceae. Gene Ontology annotation, cellular component: membrane. Bases 1 to 426 code for a protein of 141 amino acids. Gene Ontology annotation, biological process: transmembrane transport.